AAACAUGUUAGCCAACCGGCCAAUUAUCACAAAGGAACAACGGACUUCGUCACCUUCUGUCCAAUCACAGCUGUCAUUGUUGGAAGGCCGUUUAUUGACAAGGGGAGAAGGUGACUUCUCUACGAGCAGGGCAAUACCUCGUACAAAUCUUAACAAAUAACCAAAAAUAAGACAAGAGCAACCAUGUCUUCUUUUGGAAGGGCGUUGGGAGUCCUUCGGACAGGAACCCGGUUCCUCAGACGCGGUACACAAAGGAUAACGACCAGAAAGGCCAGCGGAGGGCCGCACAUUGAGCCACAGUACAGGCAAUAUCCCCAGAUAACGAAGAAACAGAAGUUCGAAUCCGAACUCAUCAGCGGUGUCAUGUGGUUCUGGAUCCUUUGGCACUGCUGGCACGACCCUGACGCAGUCCUGGGUCACUUCCCCUGGCCGGAUGCUUCUGCAUGGACAGAUGAGGAGCUUGGAAUCCCAGCAGAUGACGAGGAAUAAGAUCACCAUGAGGGUUCAAGCUGCUGGAUAAGUCUUUGACUUUCAGAAUCUCCUUUAGAUUUUCCACAGUGUUGUACAUAGACUAAUAAAAUUAUCUUUAAAUAUGUUA
Molecule: messenger RNA, 598 nt
Organism: Sander lucioperca (pikeperch)
Lineage: Eukaryota; Metazoa; Chordata; Actinopteri; Perciformes; Percidae
Gene: ndufb2
Product: NADH:ubiquinone oxidoreductase subunit B2
Exons: 4
Coding region: 184-489 (101 amino acids)
Cellular component (GO): mitochondrial inner membrane
Source: RefSeq, a predicted model, not a curated record